Messenger RNA from Puccinia triticina, 405 nucleotides. RefSeq lists its product as uncharacterized. Bases 1 to 405 code for a protein of 134 amino acids. Lineage: Eukaryota; Fungi; Basidiomycota; Pucciniomycetes; Pucciniales; Pucciniaceae. The transcript is spliced from 3 exons. The record is from RefSeq and is a predicted model, not a curated record.
AUGAGCCAUCCAGCCCAGCACUACCCGCCGCCCACCCUCCCCGACUCCAAGAGCGCCGCCUCCGACUCCUUGCUCUCCAAAACCAGCUCGUCCUUCCGCCACAGGACUUUCCACACCGCAUUCGGGCCCCUCUCUGUAAAUAACUUCCUGCGCAAAGACUGGAUCAAGUACUAUGUCUUUCUCGUCCUCCUGCUCAUCGCCAUCACCGUCGUCGCCAUUUACCACCACCAGAUUGUCAUUGCCCUGCACCCGUUCGUGCUCUCGAUGCGCAACCUCAAAAUCAACGGCGUCGAGGUGGGCUGGCUGAUCCCGGUAGCAAUGCUCUUCAUCAUCUCCUUCCCGCCCCUCUUCGGCCACGAGGUACGCCCCGCCCACACCCACCCACACUGCUUACAAAAAAACUGA